CACAGAGAGCGCUCUGCGGCCCAGUAAAAAUGCUUAUUUUAAAUUCGUUCGAAUAACAAGGCUUCUUGGCUAAUUUUAUACAUUUAUACAUUAUUAAACGUGUCAUUCGCAUUUCUGUUUAAAAUAACCACUGAAACAUGGCCAUUUCUGCAAUGCAAAUACUAGUUUGAUGCACCAAGAGAGUAAAUGAAAGCCGGAAGUGAGACGUCAUAACGCAAGAGGCGGGGCGAAUCAUCAGCGCGUAAACAUUCAGAAGAAAAAUCUGAUCAGGAUUAACUGUCAUAUAAAUACAGAAACAUGGGGUGAAUCGUUCAGAGACAGCACUCUAUAAUGAGCCGUUUUAUAAAUCAGUGUUUCAUAGAGGCGUCUGUCCACUUUCUCCUGCUUGUUAACAUUUAGUUUCAUUUUUAUAUUAAUAUUUACUUUUUGCCAUGGAUUACCUGCUGCAGGUCAAAGUGGGAGCGCUGGCUGGGCUGCUGUUCUUAACGCUGAUUUUUGGGUUCAUCCCAGCGCGGAUGAAAUGGUUUCAUGACUCAAGCGGAACAGCAAUACACAGGGCAGUGCUGAGUUUUGUGAGCUGUUUUGCGGGAGGAGUCUUCUUGUCUGCCUGUCUUUUAGACAUCAUCCCAGACUACCUGUCUGACAUACAAGAGGAACUACAAAUACAAGGCCUUGGUGAGGGCUUCCCUCUCGCUGAAUUCAUCAUGGCUUGUGGCUUCUUCACAGUCCUGAUCUUGGAAAAAAUAGUCCUCAGUUGCACAGAGGGAUGCAGAAAUGAGGAAAUGGCUCCUCUUUUAGCUCAUGAGGGCCACGGACAUGCUUAUGGACAUCGCUUGCUUAAUGACCUGGAGGGGAGUGGACACCACGUCCAUGUGGAUAUUCAUGCACACUCGUCCUUCCGUUCCUUCAUGCUCUUCCUGUCUCUCUCCCUCCACUCAGUGUUUGAGGGUUUGGCCAUUGGCUUGCAGACCACAGACACCAAGGUGCUAGAAAUCUGCAUCGCUAUAGUCAUCCACAAGAGCAUCAUCGUCUUCAGUCUGUCAGUUAAGCUGGUUCAGAGCACAGUCAAGCCCAUGUGGGUGGGUCUGUACAUAACGGUCUUCGCUGUGAUGUCUCCACUCGGCAUUGGCAUCGGCAUCAUAGUGAUGGAGGCUGGGCUGAAAUCCGGUGCUUUAAUACAGGCAGUGCUGGAGGGGCUGGCGGCUGGAACGUUUAUCUACAUCACUUUUCUAGAAAUCCUUCCUCAUGAACUGAACUCCCCUGAGAGGCCACUGCUCAAAGUUCUCUUCAUCCUGUGUGGGUUCUCAGUAAUGGCCAGCCUGUGUUUCCUGGGCUGAAAGACACUUUUAACUGAUGCCUCAAGGAGAUCACGCUCAGAUGAGACUUUUAAAACUGCAUGUGAUUUCAAGACAAUGAGUGACUUUGUUUGCUUUAAAAAAGAACAGAUAACCAUACAAAUGUGUAUUUUUAUUUUUAUUUUUUCAUUUUUACUUUUUACAGAUCAUUUCACAGUUUUUAAAGGUUCCUUUUUAAUUCCCCUUAAACUAUGGGAAAAAUUAUUUGACUGACAUAGAUUCUUGAGGAAUCUAACAUACAUACAAGUACUCAUGUUAACUUACUUGAACAGGAACGUUUCACCUUUAUUUAUUGUAUUUUUUUUUAACUGGAUGCAUUUUAAUGAUGAAAAACUGAAGUACUAUGUUUUCAUGCCACCGUUAUGGUUCUUUACCAGCAUAGCACUAACCAUUCUAACAUGUUUUGUAUUUGAUCAAACUGUUUCAUAUCAGUAUUCAUUCUCACAUGAUUUGUUCAUUAACUGACACUUUUUUGGUUUUAUGUUUCUGUAUUUAAUCAGUGACUUAAAGUUGGCGUGCCAUAUUUCCUGUAAAUUUUCAAGACAGUAAAUUUGCUGGCCAGCCAAAGGUUUGACUUAACAUGUGCAUUUUGGAAGUUUAGACUCCAGUUCAUUUUAUGAAACAUUUGAUAAGAUUCCAAAAUGUGCAAUGUGGUCGAAACAAAUAUUUUAUGUUCAUUAAAGAGCACAAAUUUAUAUUUUUCAUAAUCAUAUUAUUGUAUGAUUAUUUAUUGUAUCGAACGUAUUUGCAGCAUCAUUGCAAAUACCAUAUUUAGACUUUAGAUGCCUGACUGUUGCAGAGAAUGCACGCAAAGCUUUGACAAGCUGUUUGGAGAGAAAGAACAUUUUAAAAGUGUUGUUCUAUGGGAGAUCUUUAUUUUGCAUAAUGUCAUGAAUCUGCUGGCCUGUAGCCUGCUGGAUAUUAUUUACAGUAACUUUACCUCAAGAGAUCUCCUGUCUGGUCUUAGAGUUCCUCUGUAUUUGAAUUAUGAGGCAAUCUCCAAAGUAAAUCAUAUGAAAAAGCAAGAUUUAUUUGAGAAGGAACCUUAGGUGGUUUUGUUGUAUUGCACAGUACAGUAUUCAGAUUUUACAAUAUUAGUUUACUGUGUAAGAAUAAUAAAAAUGGGAUACUGUAGACAAAAUGUUUGAUAUUUUUUCUGUGAGGAAAUAUAGAAAUUUGCAAUCAAAUGAAACUGUCAUUGCCAUUAAUGUUGUACUUCCUAAAAACUGUACUGUACUGUCCAUGUUCUUAAGAAUUGCAUGACCUUUUUAUAAACAGCAGGAAAAUAAAAACUCUAAA
This is a messenger RNA of Myxocyprinus asiaticus (Chinese sucker), 2654 nucleotides long. RefSeq names its product zinc transporter ZIP1-like. The transcript is spliced from 4 exons. Gene Ontology annotation, biological process: zinc ion transmembrane transport. Gene Ontology annotation, molecular function: zinc ion transmembrane transporter activity. The record is from RefSeq and is a predicted model, not a curated record. The coding region runs from base 432 to 1337 and encodes 301 amino acids. Gene Ontology annotation, cellular component: plasma membrane. Lineage: Eukaryota; Metazoa; Chordata; Actinopteri; Cypriniformes; Catostomidae.